CAAAUAAUAUUACUAUUAGUCUAUAAAUAGAAUCGAAGACGAUCUCUGAAUAAAUAUGUGAAAAUUUAUUAAUUCUAAGCUCGAUUUUUCGACGAAAACUGUUGAACAGAGAAAAUGACAGAUGAAUUGAAAAUUGAAAUAAUAUCGUCAGCAAAAAUGAGCAUGCCUUUGGUUUUGAGAAAAUUAUAAGUUGUGGUGAUGGUAUUUAACUCCUUGAAUAAUUCGUCGAAGACCCUACUAAAAACCAUUAGACAUCUCCAAAUUCGUUCAAUGUCUGCCCUACGAGAACCUAUCUACAAUUUUGCUUUCAUAGACCUAGAAACAACUGGACUUCCUUCACUAGAGAACAACAAAACAAAAAUUACAGAAUUGAGUAUUUCCAUUGUGGAGAGUAAUCAUCUUUCUUUAGGAACUUUUCCUAGGGUACUCAACAAAAUCAAUUUGUGCUUUAAUCCAUGCAAAUUCAUCUCACCAGAUUCAACUGAUAUAACUGGUUUAUCCAAUAAUUUAUUGGAAUAUCAGUCUACAUUUUCGUUGAAUGUUGUCAAAACCAUUGAUAAUUUCCUGAAUUUGCAUAAGAAACCUAUUUGUUUUGUGGCUCAUAAUGGUAACCUAUUUGAUUAUCCUAUAUUGAGAGCUGAAAUUAACAAAGUUGAGGGAACAUUUUUCGAAGAUAUUCUAUGCAUAGAUUCUCUGAAAUGCUUCAAAGAUUUGCAUGAAGAAUCAAGUAUUCCAACAGCAUCAUCAGCUGAUGAAGAUUGCAGAGUAAUUAGAGAAGAGGUUGAUGGUCCUAUUUCUAAGAAGGCAAAAACUGAAACAGAUAUUCCUAUAGAAUUCACUGAUGGCUUUGAUGAACUGUUAUGUAAGGCUAUUAAUGAAUAUGAAGAAUCUGUCAAAAUGCAAAACAUUCAAAAGAAAAAUGAAACAACACCUCAAAAGCAAAUAAAAUCAAGGAAAUAUUUACAGCUAGAUUCUAUUAGAAAGUACUCCACAUCUGGAAAACAAAGGAUAAGUUACAAAUUAGAGGAUAUUUAUAAACGAUUGACUUCAAACGAGCCUGAAAAUUCUCACCAUGCUGAAGGCGAUGUGAAGUGUCUGAUACAUUGUGCAGCUAAAUAUGGUGAUGUCUUUAUAAAAUGGGCUAAUGAUAAUGCCAAAUUAUUCAAGGAUAUUCCUCCUAUGAGGCCUGGUACAAAAAUUGGUUUUUAAAUAUUGACUUAUUUAUUAUUUUAUUCCAAAGGUUUUUAAUUUACAUACUCUAAAUUAUUGUUGUGUAAUUGGUUCACAAAAAUUCAUAUUUUAAAUAUUGAUUUAUAUAGUUUCAGUUUAUAUAAUUGGUACUUAAUUAUGGAAAGAAAAAAAGUGUAUCAAGCAAUUAAUAUUUUGGUACUGUUUUUAUGAAAAUGAUUGAUUCAUUUUGUAUAUUGGUAGAAUAAUGAUUUUAUACAGUAAUUUUCACUUUACCUGAUACCAAAAAAGAUUGCUUAAUAUUAACUUAUAAAUCAUUUUAUUCCAAAGGUUUUUAAUUUGUAUAAUCUAAAUUAUUGUUAUGUAAUUGGUUUACAAGAAUUUAUAUUUUAAAUAUUGAUUUAUAUAUCAUUUUAUAUAGUUUUAGUUUAUAUAAUUUUACUCAAUUAUGGAAAGAAAAAAAUCAUAUCCAUCCAUUAAUAUUUUGGUACUGUUUUUAUGAAAUUUAUCAAUUCAUUUUGUAUAUUGGUAAAAUAAUAAAAUUUGAAACAGAA
Harmonia axyridis is the source of this 1742-nucleotide messenger RNA. RefSeq lists its product as uncharacterized. The transcript is spliced from 4 exons. Bases 199 to 1209 code for a protein of 336 amino acids. The record is from RefSeq and is a predicted model, not a curated record. Gene Ontology annotation, biological process: DNA catabolic process. Lineage: Eukaryota; Metazoa; Arthropoda; Insecta; Coleoptera; Coccinellidae. Gene Ontology annotation, molecular function: nucleic acid binding; 3'-5'-DNA exonuclease activity. Gene Ontology annotation, cellular component: cytoplasm.